GAGCUCCCUGAUCCGAGGGCAGGCAGGCAGAGUGUUAAAAUGGCGCACAGCUGUCGGUGGCGGUUCCCUGCUCGGCCCGGAGGGAGCAGCAACUCGGGCACUGGGAGAAAAGCGGGCCGGAUCCGGGUCACAGCUUCGCUCCGAAAUAGCGCCGGGAAUCAUCCGACCGCGAGCGGGCUCGGGCCCGGGUUCGACGCGGCGCUGCAAGUGUACACCGCGAUCGGCACCAACCUGCGUAAAUUUCGGGAUGUUUUGGGCGAGUCGAGCGGCUCCAGCAGCGCAGAGGAAGAUGCAUUUGAAGGUUUUGAUCCAGUCAUUGAAAAUGGAAGAGUACAUAGUCCUGGGUGGACCUCAACAGCUAAAUUGUCACGUGAGAAGAAGCCAAGAGGCCGUCCCCCAAGAUGUUCAACUGUGCAGAAAUUGGCUACGCCUGUUGAACCUCGUCCUCUGUCUGUCAUCACAACUCCACCCACAGAGAAGGUAAAGCGGCCACCAGGUAGACCUCCUGGCUCUGGGGAAAAAAGAAGAGGCCGUCCUCGUGCAUCUGGUAAUCCGAGAAACUGGCUGCAAGGUGGCCAAGUGUUACCUAGUGACGGCAGGGAUGCUGGACUGGAGCACAACUGUAGUCCAGCACUUCGCAAGGACGUUGUGGAAGAUGACAAAGAGAGAAAGGCUGCAAAGAGAACUCCCCUUGGAUCUGUACAGCAGAAGGAAUCUGAGGACAAGUUGGCAAAAGUGGGCCGUGUUUCAAAGGUGACCAAACUGAAGCGGAUGCGGGAUGUCAAAGUGAAGCCCCUUAAGUCUGGACUUUUAAAGGGUGUCCCAGUCCCCCUUGUGCCAAGACGGCGUGGCAGACCUUCCUCUGCUGAGCGCCUCAAAGCUGGGAUUGCUGCUGCUUCAUUGGCCCUGGAGUUGUCCCCCUCUGAGUCUGGCACUGCCAAACAUAAGACCUUCAAUGUUGGUCGAGAAGAAGAUCUGGAUCCCCGCUCUACACAGCAUCUCAAGCUCAGGGCCUCUCAUUCUGCUGAUGAACGCACUACCCCAGAUUCCCCAGGUUCUGAAUCGGUCAUCAAUCCAACCACACCUCCAAAACUUGGAAGUCGUUUGGGUUUACGGCAAAGUCCUCGGCAUAUCAAGCCUGUGCGCGCUGUCCCACCUUCCAAACGCACUGAUGCCACUAUUGCAAAGCAGUUACUGCAGCGGGCUAAAAAAGGGGCACGCAAAAAGAAACUGGAGGCGGUGAGUACUCAGGGAGCGGCAGCUAUUGAAUCUGGUAUUAGGAGGAGAACAAGAACACAGCUGAAAAACAUUCGGCAGUUCAUAAUGCCUGUGGUGAGCACAGUGUCCCUGCGGAUUAUUAAGACCCCUAAGCGCUUCAUUGAAGAUGAGUUUGGUGCCCCUCCCCCACACAUGAAAAUUGCACGCUUGGACUCUACUGUGCCAGCUCCAGUCACCCAUCCCACAACAACAUCCUCCACACUUGUUUCCACUGCUCCAAGUACAACAGGAACUGUGGCCAUCUCUGGGGCAGGACCACCUGCUGAUACUUUCCCUCCCCCUCCACCACCUGCCCCUCCUGCCAGUGCCACUGUUGCAACAGGAAGUCUCCUCAGUAACAAUAGCUGCAACAGUAAUGGGCGUUUCAGUAGCAGUGCAGCAUCUUGUGGCUCCAGUGCAGUAUCGCAACAUUCCUUUCAGCUCUCUUCUGGAGAGUCUUCACGCUCCAGCAGUCCCAGUCUGGAUGACUCCUCUUGUGACUCGCAGAUUUCAGAUGGCACUCAGGUGCUCUCAGAGGAGCCUGACCAUUCCCCUUCCUCUCAGGGAGAGAGGGAGGCCAGUCUGCACCAUUCCCCACGUCCACUGUCCCCACCUUCUGAGCCUGAGACCGAGCACAUGGAGUUAAUGGAGCCAACCAGGCGAGGACGCAGAGGUCAAGGCCUUAGGAGAGGCAACUUUGUGUCACGUGGUCGGAGCAAUGUGAUCAGCAAUAGGAAAAGAGCUAUCCUCAGCCCUGCCACAGGUGUAAUGAUGUCCUCUUCUCAGGCAGGGUCCCAGCAGGCCUCUUCUACUGCUUCUUCAUCGUCUUCUCCACCACCACCUCCGCUUCUUACUCCACCUCAGCCUCCUCAGUCAGCCUCAUCCAGUGUAUCUGCCAUUAACGAACAUCACUCCCACUCCCCAUGGAUUAUGCCUCAUCCCAUUGCCCCUUUUCUGCCUACUCCUCCAAUAAUCCCUGGUUCUCAUGACAAACGCCGUGCCAUACUUCGGGAGCCCACAUUUCGCUGGACAUCUUUGUCACGCAUAGAGCAGCAAUACUUCUCUUCUGCCAAGUAUGCAAAAGAGGGCCUUAUUCGCAAGCCUAUAUUUGAUAACUUCCGCCCUCCACCACUCACAGCUGAAGAUGUGGGACUGAUGCCUCCUGGACCUGGAGGAGGGGGAGUCGCACCAGGAGGGUUCCCUGCACCAGCUGGUACAUCUGGGACUGGUUCUAGGCUGUUUUCUCCUCUACAUCAUCAUCACCACCAGCAUACCUCCUCUCGUUUUGAGCCUCCACUCCAUAAACGCAGCCCACUGCUCCGUGCCCCUCGCUUUACUCCCAGUGCUGCCCACUCCCGCAUUUUUGAGUCAGUCACUCUGCCAUCUUCCUCUGGUAGCAGCCCUAGCUCUCAAUCUCCUCUCCAGGUCACACCACCAUCGAAUAGGCUGCCACGACGCAGGAAGAGGAGAACAUUCGUGCAUUCCCGCAUACAAUCCAGAUCACCCUCGCACUCCAUGACCACCAGGAGCAGUCAAUCAGGAGCCCAGUCUGGAAAGAGCUCUGCUGAACUCUCUGCACUAACUAGCUCUGUUCCUACAAGUGUGACUGGCAAUUCCAGCCCUUUACCUGGGAUUGCAGUCAGUCCAGUUGCUCCAAGUGCCUUACCUCAAGCCCAUUUCAAUACGUUCUCAUCAAGUUCUCUUGGUUCCAUUAGUCAUAGAGCCUCUGAUGUUCGAAGAGUGGAUGGGGGUCUUGGUGGUGGUGGGAGUUCUGCCUCUUCCUCGUCACAGCUCUUCCCUCGUUUUGCUUCCAGCCCCCAAGGUUCAAGUGGGGGCAUUGGAAAAAUAGGGAGAGAGAGGAGUGUCUCAACUUCCAGAGAUGCCCUUCCCAAAGAGAAAGAAAGAGAGGCAGAGAGAAGUAGAGACCGUGGAAAGGAAAAUAAAAAAGAAGCAAAAAAAGAUUGGGAAAGAAGAGGGAAGAGCCUUGCUUCGGAUGGCCCUACUAAUUCUACUUCAAGCCUUUUUGCUAUGGAUGGCAAGGAUGUUGAGGAAACUUGCAGCCAGAAAAAGACUCCUGGGCAAAGGAAAUCUGUUUCUGUUGACUCUGGUGCAGAGACUCCACCAGCUGAUACAAAUGUAAUCCAGCCAACAAGAGCAUUGUUGUCUAAAGGACGCAUGUCCAAAAAAGGCAGAUUGCCAGAAAAAGGUAUGGAAGCUGAUGAAAUUGAGAAGAACAAAGAGAGAGCUAGUGCACCUGUCCCACCCAUUCAUUCCAGAAAACUCCCCUCUACACCAUCCCUUGGUUCCAUGCUCGCCCUUGCUGAAAAACAGCCAGCCACAGACAGGCGUGUGGCAGGCCUCCUGAAAAAGGCUAAAGCCCAGCUCUUUAAUAUAGAAAAGAGCAAGUCCUUGAAGCCAGUGGAUCAGCCUAAAGUGCAGGGUCAAGAAAGUGAUUCUUCUGAAGCAUCAGUUCGUGGUCCACGGAUCAAGCAUGUGUGCCGUCGUGCCGCAGUAGCAUUGGGUCGCAAUCGUGCUGUGUUCCCAGAUGAUAUGCCCACCCUUAGUGCCUUGCCAUGGGAGGAGAGAGAAAAGAUCCUGUCUUCCAUGGGGAAUGAUGAUAAAUCUUCAGUGGCAGGUUCAGAAGAGGCAGAGCCUUCUUCCCCUCCUCUAAAACCAGUAACAAGACACAAAGCUGUCCAAGAAGCGACACCCAGAAAGGGUCGGCGCUCGCGGCGUUGUGGGCAGUGUCCUGGUUGUCAAGUCCCAGAGGACUGCGGGCAUUGCGCUAACUGUCUGGACAAGCCUAAGUUUGGGGGACGCAACAUUAAAAAACAAUGCUGCAAGGAAAGGAAGUGUCAGAACUUGCAGUGGAUGCCAUCAAAACUCUUUCUUCAGAAGCAAGCGAAAGGUAAAAAAGAUAAGAAGAAAAGCAAAGUGCCAGAAAAAAAGGAAGCUCAUCACUCUGUCAAAUCUCAGUGUCCUGAGGUAAGCCUCAAAGCAGCUCCAGCUCCCUCAAAAGAUGACCCUCCCGUGAAGAAAAGUGACACUCCACCCCCAGUACAGGAAGAGGAUAAACAAAAACAGCAGCCACCAUCCCCACCACCACCCAGCUCUUCCCCAAACGGUGAUCUCCCUUUACUUCCCAGCCCAGAGGACCCAAGACCACCUUUAGUUUUUCCGAGUUCUGCUUAUAAAAAGGACCGAAAGCUGUCUAGCCCUUUAUCUAGGUCCCCACACACCACUGCGUCUAGCCAACCACCAGAACCGUCUCAAGAGAUCGUGCAGCAGCAAACCCAGACUCCAGCAAAAAAGGAAGGACCCACAAAGUCACCAUCAAAUGAACCCAAAAGGAAGCCCCAGCAGCAUACUCAGCCUUCAUCUGUUGCAUCUUCUGCUUCAGAAGCAAAGCAAAUAAAAAAGCAACCUGUUCAUUGUGGUACUCCACCAAAGCCAAAACCAAAGGAGAAGGAGAAACAGAUGGUCACCAAACCUGACCACAGUACUUUAAACUUCCUGAGCACUCCCUCGACUGGGGGCACUGCCAAGCAGAAAGCACCCUCCGACGGAGUGCAUCGAAUUAGAGUGGAUUUUAAGGAGGACUUUGACAUUGAGAAGGUGUGGGAAAUGGGUGGGCUCAGCAUCCUCACCUCCGUGCCAGUCACCUCACAAGUAGUCUGCUUUCUCUGUGCUAGCAGUGGCAACGUGGAGUUUGUGUUCUGCCAGGUGUGCUGUGAGCCUUUCCAUAUCUUUUGCUUGAGAGAGACCGAACGCCCCCUAAAUGAGGAGUGGGAAAACUGGUGCUGCCGCCGGUGCCGCUUCUGCCAUGUCUGUGGCCGCCAGCACCAGAAGACUAAAGAGCUGCUGGAGUGUGACAAGUGCCGAAACAGCUUUCACCCAGAGUGCCUGGGACCCAACCAUCCUACAAGACCCACCAAGAAAAGAAUCUGGAUUUGUACCAAGUGCGUUCGCUGUAAAAGUUGUGGGGCUACCAAACCAGGAAAGACUUGGGAUGCCCAGUGGUCACAUGACUUCUCCUUGUGUCAUGACUGUGCCAAACAUUUUGCUAAAGGAAACUUCUGCCCUCUCUGUAAUAAGUGCUAUGAUGAUGAUGAUUAUGAAAAUAAGACAAUGCAGUGUGGAAAGUGUGAUCUCUGGGUUCAUGCCAAAUGUGAGAAUCUUACAGAUGAGAUGUACGAGUUGUUGUCCAGACUGCCUAAAAACGUGGCCUACACCUGUGUUAAAUGUACUGAGCACCACCCACCUAAGUGGCGCACUGCCUUAGAGAAGGACGUUCAGAACAGUAUGCGCCAAGUUCUCACUGCACUCCUCAACUCUCGCACUUCCACUCACCUGCUCCAUUACAGACAAGCGGUAAUGAAACCACCGGAGUUGAAUCCAGAAACCGAAGAGAGCCUCCCCUCACGACGUUCGCCUGAAGGGCCUGACCCUCCACUUCUUACCGAGGUUUCCCUGCCCAGUGAUUCACCCCUUGACUUGGAGUCUGUGGAAAAGAAAAUGAAUUCGGGGUACUACAGAUCUGUGCUGGACUUUAGCGAUGAUAUUGUGAGAAUUGUCCAGACGGCCAUUAAUUUAGAGGGAGGUCAGCCAGAAAGUAGAAAGGCUAACAGCAUGGUGAAGUCCUUCUUCAUUCGGCAAAUGGAACGGGUUUUUCCUUGGUUCAAGGUGAAGGAAUCAAAAUUCUGGGAGGCACACAAAGUCUCUUACAAUAGUGGUUUACUUCCUAAUGCUGUACUACCUCCUUCUCUGGAUCACAACUAUGCCCAGUGGCAGGAGAGGGAAGAAAUGGCAUGUUCUGAGCACCAUCUCUCUAUGAAGAUUAUUCCUGCUCCUUCUUCUAAAGCUCCUGGAGAACCCGACUUCCCAAUUGUCCCUCCACCACCACCUCCACAGUUUACACAUGACCUGAGUCAGGAGGACAUCCCCGAACCUCCCCCUCCUGCUGGUAUUGAUGACAAUAGACAAUGUGUACUUUGUCUGAACUAUGGUGAUGAGAAGACAAAUGAAUGUGGAAGGCUGCUUUACAUUGGCCAAAAUGAGUGGACUCAUGUGAACUGUGCAUUGUGGUCAGCAGAGGUAUAUGAGGAGGAGGAUGGCUCUCUCAAAAAUGUCCACAUGGCAGUAAGCCGUGGCAGACAGCUGCACUGUGAGAACUGUCAAAAACCAGGAGCCACUGUAGGCUGCUGUCUUACCUCUUGCUCAAGUAACUACCACUUCAUGUGUGCUCGUCAGUGCCACUGUGUCUUUCUGGAAGACAAAAAGAUGUAUUGCCAGCGACAUAGAGACUUGAUCAAAGGCGAGGUACUGUCAGAUACAGGAUUUGAAGUGACCCGGAGGGUUCUGGUGGACUUUGAAGGGAUCAGUUUGAGAAGAAAAUUUCUCCAUGGCCUUGAACCAGAUAAUGUCCACAUGAUGAUCGGUUCCAUGACCAUUGAUUGUCUUGGUAUGUUAACGGAGCUCUCAGAUUGUGAGCGAAAACUCUUUCCCAUUGGAUAUCAAUGCUCAAGGGUCUACUGGAGUACACUGGAUGCCCGCAAGAAAUGUGUCUACAGAUGUAGAAUUCUGGCAUGCCGCCCUCUAGUGGCAGACAGCAUCAGUAACAGCAUAGUCACACAAGAGAACAAUUGUACUAUUGCCCACAGCCCACCUCCAGUCUCGGAAGAGGCGGACACGCCACCAUUGCCUGAUUCAGUCUCUGUUGACCAUAGCAUCUUGCCCAUGAUGCCAAAACCAAGGGUUUACUUUAGAAACAGACACCCCAGUUACCCACCCUGCCAUCGUUUUUCUUCCUCUAGACACCUGCCCUCUCCAGGGGCUGUCAGUACAGCUCAUGAAAUUGUAACUGUUGGUGACCCUCUGCUGAGCUCCAGGCUACGUAGUAUUGGGUCUCGUCGCCAUAGCACUUCCUCCCUCUCACAUCAGCAGCCAAGACAGAGAAUGUCCUCUGGUCCACAAGGAAGUAUCUUAUCCAACCAGUUCCAACCAGUGUCUCCAUCACUUGCCUCGACCUCCCAGGACCUUGGAGGUGGAGAUUCUGUAAAAGGGAAAUUGUCUAGUGGUGAGAAACCUCCAUGUCGAGAGACAACCACUGUAAAAACCAUAGCCCAGUAUAGACCUGUUUAUGGUGUUACAGAGAGAGUGAGUAGUGGUAGAGAUGCUAGCAAAAAGCCACAUGAAGGAGAGCAUCUUAAAUCUGCUCCAUCAGCAGUCCUGGCAUCACCUCCACUUGGAACUGCAGUUUUGACUGGGCAUCAAAGGGGCAGUGACAGCAUGAGGAUAGAAAAGGGGAAACCGGUAACAAAAGACACUGAUCUACCAGCAGGAGCCACUCUUUUGGCUAGCAAUCCACUUGCUACUGAUUCAAAAGAUAAUGCUGUUCCAGGGAAAGAAGCAGUCAUUACAGCAGUGCCAGAAUCUAAAGAUAUUCGAAAGACUUGCUCUCCCCAGGCACUGCACCACAAAACUGGCAGUAGGAAAUCCCAUGACUGUGUCUCAGGACCAUCUCUAGCUGCAGCUCCUAAGCCUCUCUGGUCACAUGGAGUGAUUACUGGAGGGGAGGACAUAAAACGAGGAACUCAGGCAAGCCCCUCAGUGGUAGCUAGUCAUGUGACCUCUAACACCAAAGAGAAGCCCUCGAAAGUUAAAUUAACCGAGGGCAAGGAUGUUUCAAAAGAAAGGAAGGAGGUGCCUCAAAACAGUAAGGCGCAGAUUCUUAAUAGUAACUCUAGCAGCUCCAAAACCAGUAAUAUUAAAACCCAGGCCCAAGUGUCAUCCUCGCAAAAUAAUACAAAUAAAGGCACGGCUGUCAUCAGUAACAAAACCUCAGGCUCUGUGGACAUUACAAAAUCUCAUAGUCAGAGAGGUGAAAGGCAGAUAAAGUCUCGGGAGAGAUUUGGCACGGAGAAAAAACACAGUUCUGCAGUGGAAGCAGUUCAGUCAAUGCCAGGUUCAGAGCGGAAUGUAGGCCCCCCACACGUUCACCUUAAAUCAAGAGAAGAACCUAUGCCAGUUGAGAAGGAUUGCACAGAGAGACUGUCUCUAGCAUCUCAAAAAAUGGAUCCUAAUGGGACCAAAGCUGUUAGCACAUGCGCAAAUACAAACACAUCCACUUCCAGAUCCCUUGGUAGCCAUGCUUCACAGAGGAAGUCUUCCCAUGCAAUGCUAUUUUCUCCUUUUGCCAGCUCUGAAAGCUCAGAGUCUGAUAGCCACACACCUCCAGAAGAGCAGAAUGUGGACCACCACUGUGCUGAGGAUGAUGGCGAUGGGGUGGAUCAUAAUUUAGAAGAUGAAAGUUCUCCAGAGAAGCACCAGGAGGAGGACAGUGAUGGUUCCACAAAACGACGAUACCCUAGGCGAAGCGCUAGGGCUCGCUCCAACAUGUUCUUUGGACUUACCCCCUUCUAUGGUGUCCGUUCCUAUGGUGAGGAAGAUCUUCCUUUCUACAGUGGCGAUAUCCCUAUAAGAAAGCGCUCAGGUGGCAGCAAGCGAUCAGCUGAAGGACAAGUCGAUGGGGCUGAUGAUAUGAGCACAUCAUCAUCUGCAGACAGUGGAGAGGAGGAGGAAGGGUUUGGUCCAAACAAGGAUUCAUACUAUUAUAACUUCACGCGAACCAUUAUAAACCCUAGCUCCAGUUUUCCUUCUAUUGAGGGUAUAGGUCAGUGUUUAGGAAGAAGAUCACAGAUCCACAGGUUCAUGAAGGAUGGAGCAAAGGAAACUGAUGAUGACAGUGAUGAAAUAACCGCAGCGACCAAAAGUUUAGAAUGCCAACAGAUUGGUCAACUGGAUGGAGUCGAUGAUGAUUCUGAAAGUGAUGCCAGUGUCAACACCAGCAGCACAACCACUGCUACAACAUCCUCGACACAUAAAAACUCAACCAAAAAGAGGGGUCGAGAGAGCCGAGCUGAGAAACUGAAUGCUGACUCUGGGAAAGAAGCUGAAAACACUGCUGGUGAUGGAAGCACCCAUAGCCGCGAUGUUCGUAAAAAUCAGAAGGAUAACUGUCUGCAGUUAGGAAGUGUGAAAUCGCAGGGACAGGAUCCUCUUGAAAACCAGCUAUCGCUUAGUGCAGACCUUCUUAAGUCUGAUUCGGACAACAACAACAGCGAUGACUGUAACAUCCUACCUUCUGAUAUUAUGGAGUUUGUGUUAAACACGCCAUCAAUGCAAAGCUUGGGACAACAGCCAGAGGCUAAUUCCACUGAACCAUUUUCUUUGGAUGAGGGCUAUGGAGUUGAUGUAAACCGAAGGAAGAAUAUACUUUUUGAAGACUUUACCCAGCCACUGCCCAGCACAGAACCUGUAGAGAGUGGAGUGAGCACCUCAAUUCCAGUAGAAGAACCCUAUGGCCUCCCACUGGAGCUGCCGUCUGACCUUUCUGUGCUCACAACUCGUAGUCCAUCUGUAAAUAACCAAAGUCAUGGUUCACUCAUUUCUGAGAGCUCUGAGCGCAGUAUGCUGGCCUUGGCUACAGAGGAAUCAGGAGUUGAUAAGGCUGGGGACAAGCAGAGAGCAGGAAGUGCUGUAUCUAGCGAGAGCCCACGAGAUGAUGGUGGAGAUUCGCAAACAACUGAAGGUGACAUGACACCUGAUCAUUUCAUUUCUACUCGCAUUGAUGGAGAUCACAUUUCAAGUCAUGGAAUAAACCAAGUAACAGAAGCAGGGAAUCCAGAUCUAACCAGAACAUCGAGCACACCAGGCUUGCCAAGUUCACCUACUGUGGCUUCGCAGGGUCAGAAGUUUAUUCCUUCUGCCACAGUCAGUACAGGUCACUCUCAGAUUGUGAGCCCUGCUGUUCAGUCCACUCAUUCUCCUUUGAAAGCUGGUCCAGAGAAAUUGAUAGUUCUGAAUCAGCAUUUGCGACCUCUUUAUGUACUGCAAACUCUCCCCAAUGGUGUAACUCAAAAGAUACAGAUUGCACCAUCUGUCAGUGCAACCGGUGUCAUGAAUAGCAGUGCACCUGUAUUGACAGGCCUCAGUGCUGGAAUUUCUCCCUCUCAGUCCAUUUUCCCUGCCGUGACCAAAGGUUUAGUUCCUGUGCCUCAUCAUCCUCAGCUUCAUGCUUUUACUAGCACCACUCAGACAGGUUUCCAGUCAAUUAUUCCCAGCACUACAUCUGGCCUUUUUAUUGGCGUUCCUUCUCAUGAUCCCCAAAUUAUUGCAUCAGAAGCUGGACAUAGACAUGAUCUGGCCCCCAGUGUUGCUAUGGUAUCCAGUGCAUCGUCCAUUUCCCCAACUCCUACUGUGCUUGCCACUGGGCAUGGCAAAAAGCGGCCAAUUUCGCGUCUACAACCUCGUAAGAACAAGAAGCUGGCCCGAUCCAGGAGCCAACCCACACUUGCACCAUCAGAGGUUGGGCCUAACAUGACCCUUAUUAACCUGUCCUCUCCACAAAUUGCUACUGGAAUCCCUGCUCAACCAGGACUAGUCGAACUUGGCACAAUAACAGCUGCAGCGGCCACAUCUCACCGCAAAAUGCCAAACAUCAUAAAACGCUCAAAAUCUGGAGUAGUGUACUUUGAGCCUACUCUCCUUCCACAACCAAUGCCAAUCUCGACUGCUGCUCAGGCUGGUAUCAUUGGGCAUGAUCCCUCAACCCACUUAUUGCCUUGUACGGUGGCAGGACUUAACCCUAAUCAGUCAUUGCUGAACGUUGUAUCAAUGCCUCCGACAGGACCUGGAAAUCUUUUGGGAGCAAAUUCCGUGUCUUUAAGUACUCCGGGGCUCAUUAGCUCGGAGAUCACAGGCCCCAUAAGUAACCUUGUCUUUAAAGCCGGUCCACAUAACCUGGGCCUUCCAGAGCAGCAAAUGGUUCUUCAGUCUGGAACCCCUAUGGUGUCCCAAAUUGCCAGUCCUGCCCAGACUUCCAUUGCAAGUAGCAUCUGUGUUCUUCCACCAAAUCAAAUCAGCAUGUCACCCAGCCAGCACCAAGACAAAGAAGCCAAUGUUUGCAAAGAAGGCAGUCUUCAGAAUCCUGUUACUAAAAUUGUAGCAGAUAAGACUGUUGAUCCCAGUACCAGUCACAUCACGCAUGACCAAAAUAAGGGUCAUGCAGUUGGAGUUCCUUCCCAGAGCUCACAAACCUCACCUGUCUCACAAGCCACAAGCCAACAGCAAGCACUGAAGUCACCUGCUGCCAAAACUUCCACAGGCAUUGGAAAGGUAAAGCAAAAAGCAAAGAGGACUCUACCAAGUGUAGCCAAUAGUGGUGGAAAGAAGCACAAGGGUGGGCCAUCGGAGGCACCGACAGAAUCACAGGGUGUUCCUGACUCUACAAAUCCGUCUUUACAGAGGGGUAAAGAGCAUAUGGCUCUCGAGCUGACAAGUAUGGCAAAAUCUAAUGAAAAAGGUUCAAGAAAGAGUAAUUCUAGAAAGUGUGAACCAACCUCUCUUAAUCAGAAGGCCAUAGAAUCCCAUGGUGAAAAACUCAGGACUGCUAGUCUUUCUGGUCAGAAUGCUGACCAAGCACCUAAUGCUCUGCAAGUUGCCACUCCUGAUCAGAAGGACGGUGGACAAAAUCCCACCUCAGACUGCAAGCCCAAAAAAGGCCUUCUGUUUGAAAUCUGUAGCGACGAUGGCUUUCAGGUCUGCUGUGAAAGUAUUGAAGAGGCCUGGAAAUCUCUCACAGAUAAAGUUCAGGAGGCACGCUCAAACGCCAAACUCAAAGAGCUCUCUUUUGAUGGAGUGAACGGGCUGCGGAUGCUGGGUGUUGUCCACGAUGCUGUAGUUUUUCUUUUGGAGCAGCUAUACGGUGCCAGAUACUGCAGAAACUAUAGGUUCCGCUUCCACAAACCAGAGGAAGUGGAUGAACCUCCUCUUAACCCUCAUGGAUCUGCUCGUGCUGAGGUCCACCACAGGAGGUCUGUUUUGGACAUGUUCAACUUCCUGGCUUCCAAAUAUCGGCAACCACCUGAGUACAACCCUCAAGAGGAGGAGGAAGAAGAGCAGUUCAAAUCUGCUCGACGGGGCACCAGCACAGACGUGCCUCUGGCUGCCAGGUUCAGACACUUGAAGAAAACAUCCAGAGACUCUGUAGGCGUAUACAGGUCAGCCAUACACGGCCGUGGUCUGUUCUGCAAGAGAAACAUUGAUGCUGGUGAGAUGGUGAUUGAGUAUUCGGGCAAUGUCAUUCGCUCUGUCCUUACUGACAAACGAGAAAAGUACUAUGAUGCCAAGGGAAUUGGCUGCUACAUGUUUCGCAUCGAUGACUAUGAGGUGGUAGAUGCCACCAUGCAUGGCAACUCUGCUCGUUUCAUCAACCACUCCUGUGAGCCCAACUGCUACUCCCGUGUGGUCAAUAUCGAUGGGCAAAAGCACAUAGUCAUUUUUGCAUUGCGGAAAAUCUACAGGGGCGAAGAGCUCACAUACGACUACAAGUUCCCCAUCGAGGAACCAGGCAAUAAGCUGCCUUGCAACUGUGGGGCCAAAAAGUGUCGCAAGUUCCUUAAUUAACACCUCUCCCUUUUCUUACUUUUAACUGAACCCUGUCCUUCCAAACGAAACAGUGUUUUUGUCAAUGUGUGUAUUUUGAAUAAUAUGGUUAUUUAUUGACACAGGCUCAGGUUUUCAGAGGGAUUAUGGCACUGUGCCUCAAGUUGAUUCAGGAAAGGUUUCAAGAGCAAUGUCACAAUGAAUAAAAGGACUUCUUCAGUGGAGCUCUCCCCACGCCUACCAAAACAGGCCAGUCGAAGAUGAGCGGUCUGCUUCUUAUCAAAUCGUGUACCCUAUUUAGCCCAAAUCUUCAUUACGAAUUCCAAAUGUGUAAUGUUGAGUCUCAUCUGCCCAUGCCUAUGGAAUGUGGGGGGGGGAUAUGAUGGAAUUGCCACAUUGUUUUAUUUGACACCAAAGUGCAAUUUUUCUAAGAGAACGGUACACUUUUUUUUUUUUUGUUAGAAGAAUUGUGAAGGGUCCAUUGUGUUUUGUUUGGCUUGGCUUUUUUUAAAAUCAACCAUCAAAUCUCCCUUUCUGAAUGUACAUCAACGCCUUCUCCUUCUGGUGAUGUGGUCUAUGUGUAUAUGCUAACCCGAACCCUUGGACUGAUGGAUUGAGAAAGCUAGAGGGAGCUCUUUGUUCCCGGUGAUGGACAUGUGUAAGUUUUUAUCAAAGCAGGGGUAGGGGGGAGAAAUGUGUGCAUCUAAACUGUUUAAGAAGUAAUAACCCCUGGAGGUAUCAUUGGAGGCUGGAUGUGCUGAGAUUCUGGUGGACUGACAGCCAAGGGACUAAAGAAAUUUAAUGGGCGGGUGGGAUUGCUUAAUUUUACUUCAUCAAUUUUUCUAGUAACUUGGACUGAUAUUUGUAAUAAGGAAAUUUAGUAUGUGCAUGUUUUAAGGCCUGUAGCUGAUAGUAUUUACUCAAAAAACCCAAUGGCAUCCAAAUGUUUUCUCAAGAGGGAUGAGUCAUUUUUAAAUGUUGCUUUUCCUGUUUGUUUUUUUGUAGAUAAGUAAAUGUCAUUAUUUCCUUUCAUAUGUAAAUAAUAUGUAUAUUUUUCUAUAUAAAAAGAUCUGAAAAGCACUCACUAGUGAAUAGCACUUAUUGAUAUUUAUAUUUUUAAUAAAAUAUUGUAUUUAUUUUACCAACAUUUUGUAGUAGAUAGUGAUUUACAACACUAAUGCUUGUCAUUAUUUUUUUAUAGUGUACUUUUUUUUUUUUAAACAGUUUGGCUUUUUUCUUUAUUCUCUUUUUUUUUUCUAUUCCAAAGACCGAAAGCCGUAGUUGUUCCCAUAGUGUGCAGUCCACCAGUUGCUCUCAUUGCCAAUCCAAGUUAGUCACAAACAUUUCAGAUGAUGGCAUAUAAUUAGCGUAGGCUGAAAAGCAUUUAGGUACAAGUGCUCGUCUGUUGAAACGGCAUGUCUCCUCCAAUGGCAGCCUUAAUAUCACGUAUACAAAUACCAACCUUCCCUUAAAGUCCCCUCUGUGCUGUUUCUCAUGCAAAGGGCAGCAGUUUUAUGGGGAGAAACGAUGAAUAGUAAAAAUGCUUGAAAUCAUUUUACAUUUAAGCAACUGCAAAGUUUACUCCAUCUAUUUUUAUUAUUGUAAAAAAAAAUAUUUUCAUAGAUACGAGUAUACCCGAAAGAAUCUGCCGCGGAGGCUAGCCCAUGAAAACUUUUUUCGAAAGCACUAUAUUUGGAGGAAAACUCAUUCUCCCUGUUUUGUGCACUGAACAUCAGUCUUCUUCCCAGCUUGACACAUGUUGCCUUGGCACUGCAUGGAGGCUCUUGCUAGCCAUUAAAAGCACACAAAUGUGCUCUUUUUGUAUGUUUCGUUCCUUUUUCUCAAUAGUUUUAGCCCUCCCCUUAUUUCUUUCACAAUAAAUUGAUUUGGUGAUGUAGUUUAGACUUCCCAUGUAUGUCUGUCCUGUACAUUUUAAUAGCAACGGUGUGGUGCCUUCUUUUACAAUUGUUUUGUCCAUCUGUUAAUUCCUGGAUGAAUCCAAUCAUUUGUCAUGGCUGAUAAGAGACAGACAUGUAUUGAGGAGCGCUCUCUCUUUAGGGUGGAGACACAUCUUGAGAGAAUACUGCAAGACUUGUAAUGCAUGCCCUUCUAAAGGUCUUAAUAAUUGUGGAAGUAUUACACUUUGUUGAGCAAACCAAUUUCUUGUGGAUGCAAACUGAUUUACGCUUAUACUUUUGUCUUCUUGACAGUCAAAACUGAGUUGUAUAAAAGGGAUAAUGUGAGAGAGCUUACUGAUGUUGCAGAAAGCCUAGGGGAUGUGUACAUACCUCCAGACAAAACUCACUCAAUUGCUGUGGUGUGCACCUCUGGCUCUUGUUUUCGAGAACGAGCCAUUAAAAGGCCAGUUUCUGUGUAGCAUUGUCUUAUUGCCUCAUGUGAACUCUAAUAUAUGUUUUUAAGGCAGUUGCAGAUUCCUCAAGCCUUAUUUCCAGAUUCAUGACAACACAAUGAGAGAUUAAUUAUGCUUUAUAUAGCUGUUAAUUGGCUGCUUUUUCAGAUUACACUUUCUGGAUUUGUGGGUUUGAUGGUGUUGCCGCAGAUUCUUGCUGGGAGCUUCUUGCCAUGCUCCUUGCGAUGUGGGUCUCGUCAUCGAUUCAGGUAUUUGAGUUCCUCUAAGUCCGGCUCUCUGGAUGCGGCACAGGGCCGGGCCGAACUCUGCAGCUAGGCCUUCGUUGAAUGUAUUAUUUGAAUUUUACGAUUGAUCUUUUAUCAUAGUAACUUUUUUUAAUGAUUGUUCCAAUGUGAAAGGCAGGGACGUUACAGAAGAGCUUUAUGUUUCAUUUUAGUCGGUGAAGAUUGUACAGCAACGGUGAUCUUUGUACAGAACUUGCAUCUGUCGAUCUGAUUAUGAUUUUACGAAUCCUAAGGGCUUUGUUAAUGACUAUUUUCCAUAAAACUAGUUUCAUCGCAACUUCAGAUGCUCCACAAACCAGUGAAAUAUGGUGUUCAGUCAGUGUUUGAGAAGCUACCAGGUUCCUAGACUUUAUUCUUCCACACCACACCAGUGGUACCACACCUUCUCCCGUACUUGCUCUUUAGUAUAUAUGUAUACAUAUUCUGACACACAUAAUGAAUAUAUUCUACCUAAACAUAUGUAUGGAUAGUAAAUUGUACUUCAAUAUUCACAAUAUCUACACAGUAUAUGGAAUGGACAGACAAAUGUAGUUACAGUAGCAAACAACAGUUUCAUAAUGGUUAAUAGCAAUGUUCAGUGUAAUCUAUAAUGACUUUGUGUUACAGAUACAGUUUAGAUUAAUGUGCAGCGUUUUAAAUAUUGACAUUAUGUAUUGUUUUUCUGUGCCUGUGUAUGCUCUUUGACUGGAGCAUUGCAGUUAUGAUCUUAGGAUUUGUUUCCUCCUUUUUUUUUUUUUUUUUUGGGAGUGGGGGGGUAGGUUGAGAGAUAUUUAUACAAUGAAACAAAGUAAAUGUAAGAUGUGGUUGUAAAGUUUGAGGUUAGCCAUUUGUUUCAAUGCUGUAGUUUUGAUUUUACUCUUUGUACUUUUUCAGAUAUUUGUGGUUGUCAAGAAAAUAACAAACAAAAACCCGAUCUUUCACCUGACCGUUUUCCCCAGACCUCUUUUCUCCAGUCUGAAAUUCAGUAAAAUAUUUUGUCGUGUUCUGUAAUGAGUAACAGUAAUGAGUAUUUUAUUUAUUUGUGCACCUUUGAAACAUCUGUAUAUGCAGGUAAAGGGUCCUGUAAUGUCCCCAAGGUACAUCAUAUAUGGUCCUAAGUGCACAUCAUAUGGUAGGACCUUACAGUGCUGUAUUAUCAUUUUACAAAACACUGGCUUUGCUUUGUGUUCAAAAAUUGACCUUCAAAAAAGACCCUGUGCUUGUCCACCUUUUCAGGCAUUGAUGUUCGGUGGUUUUUUUUUGGUUGUUGUUGUUGUGUUUUUUUGUUUUUUUUUUAAUGAACACUUCCUUAGUCGCUUUAGCUCUGAUUGUUCCGUGUUUGUUAAUGCGUAAUAUUAUUUUACUUUGUUCUCCAGUUGCCCAAACAGUGUUCACAGAAAUGAAGGAAAGCCCAUUGACAAACCACAAAUUACUUAAGAACGAAUGUAUGAGGAAAAAAUGUACAUAACUGUAAAAAGCAAAAUUUCUAAUCAUGUUUAUUUUCUAUGCACUUUUUUUAUUUAAGUGAUAGUUUAAAUAAUAAACAUGUCUUGUUUACUCAA
Neoarius graeffei (lesser salmon catfish) is the source of this 16898-nucleotide messenger RNA. It is a transcript of the gene kmt2a, whose product is annotated as lysine (K)-specific methyltransferase 2A. Gene Ontology annotation, cellular component: histone methyltransferase complex; nucleus. Bases 40 to 12723 code for a protein of 4227 amino acids. Gene Ontology annotation, biological process: positive regulation of DNA-templated transcription. The record is from RefSeq and is a predicted model, not a curated record. Gene Ontology annotation, molecular function: DNA binding; zinc ion binding; histone H3K4 methyltransferase activity. Lineage: Eukaryota; Metazoa; Chordata; Actinopteri; Siluriformes; Ariidae. The transcript has 35 exons.